Messenger RNA from Rotaria sp. Silwood2, 3702 nucleotides. The record is from the annotation of a GenBank genome assembly. Lineage: Eukaryota; Metazoa; Rotifera; Eurotatoria; Philodinida; Philodinidae.
AUGAUUUUACAAAAUGUAACAUCAACGAAUAGUACUCCUCAUAAUCAAUUAUUUUAUUUUAAUUAUAUUAAUAUUACAAAUACUCUUAGUGUUUCAAUCCAUUUUGAAGUGUGUCCUUUCAAUCUGAGUCUUGGUUAUUUAUUUAUUUAUAAAUUUGAUCAAACGCCCUUAUUGAAUAGUUCGAUUAAUCUGAUUGAUGGAUGGACUCUUUCUUGUCCUUCAAAUUUGACUAAUGAAAGUAUUUAUAAAUAUUUCAUUAAUAAUCAACAAACAUCAGAAUAUCAAUCAUUAAUAUUUGGUUUAAGAGAACUAAGUUUAAUAGAAAUAAAUGAAUUUUGUUCGAAUUCUUCAUAUACUAAUUUACCCAUUACCGAUGAAAGAUUUAAUUUUACAUCAAAUUAUGAACUUUGUAUUUAUACAUCAGGUUGUUAUUAUCUUGAUUCUAAUACUAAUUGGAAACCAGAUGGAUUAAUAGUAAGUACAUUUUCAUUUGUAAAAGAAAAUAGUUCACAUUUGAUCAAAACAAAGGUUGGACCAUUAACAAAUCAUUAUGAAACAGAAUGUUUUGCAACUCAUUUAACAACAUUUGCCGAUGGUUUUAUUGUUUUACCUUCGCCAAUCAAUUGGAGUUAUGUUUUUGCUAAUGCUGAUUUUAUGCGAAAUAAAACUAUUUAUUUAACAGUUAUAUCUGUUUCUGUAAUCUAUAUUAUUUUAAUGAUUUAUGCUCGUUAUAAUGACAAAAAAGAUAUUGAAAAAUUGGGAGUCACACCAUUAUCUGAUAAUAUGAUGUCUGAUCAGUAUUUUUAUGAAAUCCUUGUAUUUACUGGUCGACGAGCAAAUGCUGGAACAAAAUCAAAAGUUCAAUUUAUUUUAUCUGGUACUAAUGAUGAAACAGAUGUUCGAACAUUUUCUGAUUGUCAUCGAAAGAUUUUUCAACGUGGUGGAAUCGAUGCAUUUAUCAUGACUGUUCCUAAAUCAUUAGGAUUAUUUAAUUAUAUUCGUAUUUGGCAUGAUAAUACUGGUCAAGGGUCAUCAGCAUCAUGGUUUCUAAAAUAUAUUAUUGUUCGAGAUUUACAAACAAUGGAAAAUUUUCAUUUUAUUUCUCAACAAUGGUUUGCAGUUGAAAAAGAUGAUGGACUUAUUGAACGUGUUCUUUCAGUCGCUAAUGAAAUAGAAAAACGGAAUUUUUCCUAUGUUUUAUCUAAAAAAGCCUAUCAAACUAUUUCUGAUAGUCAUCUAUGGUUUUCAAUUUUUUCCCGUCCACCUUCAAAUACUUUUACGCGUGUACAACGAUGUAGUUGUUGUUUUGUUUUAUUAUUCACUUCAAUGUUACUAAACAUAAUGUAUUAUGAUUUAUCAGUGGAAGCAAAAUCGUCGAAUAAAACAGAAGGUAACAGUUUAUCAAUUGGCCCUUUACACAUAACACCUCAGCAGAUUGGCAUUGGUAUCAUGGUUGAAUUGUUGUCAUUAAUUCCAAGUCUUUUAAUUGUUCAAUUCUUUCGACGCAUUCGAACCCGUCAACAAAUUUCACCCAUAUAUCAGACUUUAUAUUCGAUUAAACCAUUGGUACAAGUUUCUAGAAAUGUUAAUGUAAUUAAGAAAAAACGAAUUAUAAUAAGAUUUCCUUGGUGGUGCUUAUUUAUUGCUUAUACUCUUUCAUUUUUAAUGAUUGCCGUUUCAAUUCUUUUUAUCAUUGCUCGUGGAAUUGAAUUUGGUGAUUUAAAAACACAGAAAUGGUUAACAUCAGUUCUUACUGGAUUUUUUUCAUCGAUUCUACUUACUCAACCUAUCAAAAUUGUUUGUUCGGCAAUAUUUUUUGCGUAUUUUCUUCGAAAUUCAAAUGAGGAUGAAGAAACAAAUGAAUAUAUAGAUGAUAAUAAAAUUGAUUUAAAUAAUAAUGAAGAUUAUGUUCAUUCAAUCGAGUAUGACUCUUUAUGUAAUUCUCAAUCUGGAAAACUUAUGAAUCGUCUUAAUGAAAAUGAACUAGCUGAUGCUCGUCAAUAUCGUUUAAAAGAAAUUCAAAUGUGGUCAAUUAUUCGAGAGUUUUUCAUAUAUUUGACAUUUUUGACGUUGAUUUGUAUAAUAGCUUAUUCAAAUUGUGAAUAUAAUAGUUUUCUUCAAGUUCAUCAUUUACGAAAAUACUUUUUCAAUUCAAAACAAAUUAGUUAUGAUUAUACGGAGAUUUCAACAAUAGAUGAAUGUUGGAAUUGGUUAGAAAAUAGUUUUGUCUCGAACCUUCGUGCUCAACAAUGGUAUAAUGGCGAAACCCCACGAAAUAUGAAUGGUUAUAUAAAUGAUAAAUCUAAUCGAAUAAUCGGGUGGUCAACAAUGAGACAAUUGCGCAUUAAAUCAAAUUUAUGUUCUGAUCAGCGUAUUAUUUCAAUAUGUAACAAUGAUUAUAGUUUAUUUAAUGAAGAAAAACAUUCUUUUCAACCAGGAUGGAUUAAUCAAACAUCAACAGAAUUAGAAUAUAGUUCAUCAAUUUUGAAAGCAUUUAAAUAUACAACAAGUGAUAAAUUAGAUACAUAUAUUUACAUAGGUCAAUAUGAAACAUAUAGUGGAGGUGGUUAUAUAUAUGAAUUUCGUGGUCGUUUAUCAGAUCUUAAAAGUAAUUUAUCUAAACUUCAUCAAUUAGGAUGGAUAGAUGAUAAAACAAGAGCUAUUUUUAUUCAAUUAACUUUAUAUAAUCCAAAUGUUCAAUUAUUUACUUCAGUUACUUUUCUUGUUGAAUUUUUAUCAACAGGUUCAAUUUCUCCAACAGCUCGUUUUGAGCCACUUAAUUUUUACGUAUUUACAUCAGUUUUACAAUUGGCUUGUACAAUAUGUUAUAUGUUCUUUAUUAUUUAUUUUAUGAUAAUCGAAAUUCGAUUAUUAUUUAAAUUAAAAUUAAAUUAUUUUCGUCAAUUUCGGUCAUUGAUUGAAUUAGGUAUUAUUAUUUGUUCAUUGGGAAGUGUUGUAGUUUAUAUUUGGCGUUUUCAAGAAUUUAAACGUAUAAGUCGUUUAUUUAAAGAAACAAAUGGAUAUGUUUAUAUUAAUUUACAACUUGCAGUUUAUGUAAAUGAUCUUUUAACAUUUUUUCUUGGUUUCUGCUGUUUUUUUGGUACAAUCAAAUUUGUUCAUCUUUUUCGUUUUAAUCAACGUAUAUCAUUAUUUACUGAAACACUUCGAUAUGCUGGAAAAGAACUUGUUUCAUUUUCUAUGAUGUUUGCAAUUGUAUUUAUGUCUUUUCUUAGUUUAUUCUAUUUAUUAUUCGUAUCGAAAAUUUGGUCAUGUUCAAGUCUAUUAUCAAGUGCACAAAUGCUUUUUGAAAUGACAUUAAUGAAAUUUGAUGCAAGUGAAUUAAUAGGAGCUGAUGCUAUUAUUGGUCCAUUAUGUUUUAGUACUUUUAUUCUGCUAGUUGUAUUUGUAUGUUUGAGUAUGUUUAUUUCAAUCAUUAAUGAUAGUUUUCGAUGUGCUCGAGAAAAUCAAGUCGAAGAUCAAGAUAUUUUAUCAUUUAUGUUAAACAAAUUAUUAAAUUGGAUAAGAAUGAAAGCACUAAGUAGAUCACAAAUCACAGAAAAACAAGAUUCUCGAAUGCGAGCACAAUAUUUUCAUCCAAUAGAAAAUUUUCCUGAUCGAAUUGAUCAAUUAUUAGAAGCUAUCAGUAGACUUUAUAUCAGUCAACAAGCUGAUCUAUUAAGAUUAGAAAAAGCUGGAGUUUAA